Molecule: messenger RNA, 978 nt
Organism: Cicer arietinum (chickpea)
Lineage: Eukaryota; Viridiplantae; Streptophyta; Magnoliopsida; Fabales; Fabaceae
Source: RefSeq, a predicted model, not a curated record
UGAAAAUAUAGAAUAGCGAGGGGGUAAUUGGUGAGGUAGAAUGAAAUAUUGUAGUUAGAUAGAGAAAAUAAGAUAGAAGAUAGAUAAAGGUAGGAGCAAUAUGAUUGGUAGGAAAUGAAAGAGCAAGAUUGCGCGAGACAGGAAAUGUUUAUUGAGCGGUUGAGUGUUAUAAUACUCCCUUGAUUGUCUGACGUGGCAGUUGAGAUUGGAAAUCAAGCGCAUCAUCAAUCAUCAUCUAUGGCGGUGGCUGCACCAACCUCAGCUCUCUAUCUCCGACAUAUCUCCACCUUCCCUUCCUCCGUCCGUUAUCAACGCUCAUCCCUCACUCCCUCCAAUAAUAAACUUCCUCUAACCGUCAUCGCCAUGGCUCCCAAAAAUAAGGUGAACAAGUACAACGAUAACUGGAAGAAAGAAUGGUUCGGAGCGGGAAUAUUCUACGAAGGAAGCGAAGAAGUGAAAGUGGAUGUAUUCAAGAAACUUGAGAAGAGGAAAGUGUUGAGUAACGUCGAGAAAGCCGGCUUGUUAUCCAAAGCUGAGGAGUUUGGCGUCACGCUCUCUUCUAUUGAGAAGCUAGGCUUGUUUUCUAAAGCCGAAGAACUUGGCUUGCUCAGCUUACUCGAGACACUCGCCGCCGUUUCUCCUUCUGUUUUGGCUUCUGCGGCGCUUCCGACGCUUGUAGCCGCCGUUGCAACGCUCGUUCUUAUUCCUGACGAUUCUGCUAGUCUUGUUGUUGUUCAGAGUGUCGUCGCCGCUGCUCUUGGUGUUGGGGCUGUUGGCUUGUUUGCUGCCUCUGUUGUACUCGGCGGAUUGCAAGAAGCCGAUUGAAUUGAAUGAUUCAGUACACAACUUUUUAACCGUGGUUAUUGUUGUUGUAAUUACGUGGCAGUAAUUUCUUUACCCAAAACAUUUCAUUUAAGUAUUUAACGAUAAUAAUGGAUUAAUUCAUUUUGGAUUUAUGUAUCACUUUUCUUUGGACAA